AGCCUAGGUUUGGCAAGAACUCCAGUAAAACUGCAAAAUAAGUGGUAUCUGUUUGCUACAGCCUGAAUGGAAAGGUAGCCCUAAGAGUAGAGGGGCUGCUGAUUUCUGGGGUCAGAGAAACGCCUUCCUGAGAAAGCACCUCUUCCUUUUAGAAGACGCAGGGAUUCUUUCACCCACCUCUAGACAAACCCCUUUCUGCCCUCGCUUUGGGAGGGAACCGAGGAACGUGAUUUAGGGGCGGCCAGCAACACCCUGCCGCACCAAAUGCCGUCAGAUCCCGAGCGGCGUUUCCGGAGAGUGGGGAGCCGCCGGAGCAGGGAAAGGGAAGGGAGGGAGGCACGGCCGUGCCACGGCGGGGUUCUGCGGCGGAAAAUUGGUGCCCUCCGAGCCCCGCUCUCCGGCACAUCCCCAGCCGGGCACAGCUCCCUCCGGGCACAGCCCCAGCUCCCUCCGGGCGCAUCCCCCGCCGCAUUUCCCGCGGCGGUGACGCCUCGGGUGCGGCCACUCGCCGCGGAUCUCCUCCCUCCACUUCAGUCAGCUCAUCCGGAUUUUUUUUAUUUUUUAUUUUUUUUUUAAACUCGCAAGUCGUUUUUUUGUUUUUUAGUUUUCCAUCUAUUUGGAAGUACAGGAGCAGAGGGCGGGCACCAGCCCGGUGGCUCUCCCCAAAAUUCCCCGGGAGAGAGGCGCUCCGAGGGCGCUGCCGGCUCCCGUCACUGUGAUCCCGGCUAGCCCGGCUUGCGGAGCACUCAAACUAUUCACCUGUCGACCUCGUCUGAAACAAACGGUAGAAUGUUUGUAUCUCUCAGGUCAUAGUGUAAAGAAAAGUGCAUACUUACCCACCCUAUGAACAAACAGGAUGCUCACCAGAAUCCCGAGUGUUGUUGCCCAAGCAUUCCUUCUUCUAAGCAUAGUCCUUGUUAUUGCUAUUGCAGUGAUUCAGAUAAAUCAGCAACAGAUCCUCUCCCCAGGGCUUAAGUAUGGAAUAGUCCUUGAUGCUGGAUCCUCUCGGACUACCGUCUAUGUCUAUGAGUGGCCCGCGGAAAAAGAGAACAACACAGGAGUAGUGAGCCAAACCUUCAAGUGCAAUGUGAAAGGCCCUGGUAUAUCCAGCUAUGAGAGUAGCCCUGGAGCUCUUGCCAAGCCUCUUGAUGACUGUCUGAAUAAAGUCAAGGAGAGAAUACCAGUCCAUCUGCACAAAAACACUUCUGUUUAUCUGGGGGCUACAGCUGGCAUGAGACUGCUGAGGUUGCAAAAUGAAUCGGCAGCCAAUGAAGUCCUUGCAAGCAUUCACAACUACUUCAGAGCACAACCUUUUGAAUUUAGGGGUGCGCAGAUCAUAACUGGGCGAGAGGAAGGGGUGUAUGGAUGGAUAACGGCCAACUAUUUAAUGGGCAAUUUCUUAGAGAGAAACCUUUGGAGGACAUGGGUCCAUCCUUACAGAAAAGAGACUGUGGGUGCACUGGACCUUGGAGGAGCUUCCACUCAAAUUUCAUUUAUCCCCGAGGACCCUGAGGAGCACUUCAAUAGCACCUUGCAAGUGAAGUUGUAUGGUUACAACUACAAUGUCUACACUCACAGCUACCAGUGCUAUGGGAGAGAUGAAGCUGAGAAAAGACUUUUGGCAUUGCUGCUCCAGAAAUCAAACAACGGUGCCAGUGUGGAUAAUCCCUGUUACCCUCAAAACUAUAAUACAGCAUUAAUGAUGAAGUACUUCCUUGGCAGCCUUUGUACACAGUCUCUGAGACCAGCAAAUUACUACCCAAAUCAGCUUGUGAAUUUCCAUGGAACAGGAGACCCAGGUCUGUGCCAGGAGAUGGUUUCUUUAUUGUUUAACUUCACUGCUUGCAGAGACAGAGAGGACUGUCCAUUUAAUGGAAUACAUCAGCCAAAAGCAAAAGGGAAUUUUGUGGCUUUCUCUGGAUUCUACUAUACAAUUAAUGCUUUGAAUUUAUCUGGGCACUUUUCCCUAGAUGACUUCAAUUCAAGUAUGCGGUUUUUCUGUUCACAGAGCUGGGCACAGCUCCAGUUUAUGCUGCCUAAAUUUGAAGAAAUAUAUGCUAGAUCCUACUGUUUCUCAGCCAAUUUCAUUUAUUACUUGCUUGUACAUGGUUACAACUUCAAUGCAGAAACUUGGCCACAGAUACAUUUUCAAAAGGAGGUUGGUAACAGCAGUAUAGCAUGGUCACUUGGUUACAUGUUAAGCCUCACAAACAUGAUUCCAGCAGAAGGAAAGCUGAUCCAGUUACCUCUGAAACCUUCCAUGUUUGCUGGGCUCCUCGUCUUCCUCACAGCUAUGGCACUGUUGUGUCUCCUCUUCCUCAUCUACUUGUGUAUUAUAUCGCAUCAUCGGAAGAACAUCCCUCACGUUGAACACAUAUUUAUUCCAGAAUGAAUGAACCUGCAUGAAGACAAAACAAAAAUUUUAUAGUGCUAUUAAGCAGAACUUUAUUUUGCCCCCAAUUUUUCAAAAAUAAAUACAGCAAAAAUUACUUCUGGACCAGAAGCAUAAAUAGAGAUGAGGCACAAAGGAAUCUGUGGUAUGGUGAAUUGGAGUGCUUUUGAAAUAUUUUGGUAAUUGUUUCAGUAAACCUAAUUUGUCCAGUGUGCAGCAGAGAAAGCAUGUCACUUUGCUUUAUAAGGCAUUACUUGCCUUUUCCUGACAGCUGUGCAUUAUUUUUUUUGUUCAUUGACUCUGUUAACUGGUGAGCUCAAGUAGUGAUGGAUUUGAUCACAGUGGCAAUUGUUUAAUAUAAAAUCAACAAGCCAGUAACAACUGUGGGAGGUGGGAACAUGUUGACUGUCCUUGCGUGCAGUGCUGACACUAAAAGCCCUGAAGUACAGCAAUUUCAUGACUAUAAGCCGCAUCUGAUUAUUAGCCGCACUUUCGUUCGCAGCGAGGAUGCUUGCACA
Catharus ustulatus (Swainson's thrush) is the source of this 2910-nucleotide messenger RNA. RefSeq names its product ectonucleoside triphosphate diphosphohydrolase 3 (gene ENTPD3). NCBI's taxonomy places the organism in Eukaryota, Metazoa, Chordata, Aves, Passeriformes, Turdidae. Gene Ontology annotation, molecular function: GDP phosphatase activity; UDP phosphatase activity. Gene Ontology annotation, cellular component: plasma membrane. The record is from RefSeq and is a predicted model, not a curated record. The transcript is spliced from 11 exons. Gene Ontology annotation, biological process: nucleoside diphosphate catabolic process. Bases 857 to 2392 code for a protein of 511 amino acids.